UACGAUGAUUGAAGCAACAGGACAAUCGAUGAAGACGAACCGUCCAACGAACCAGCGAAACCGCGCGAAAAAAGGCCAUGCAUGCGUGCGUUGGAGCAGAGCCAAGAAUGGAGGACCGCUAGCUAGCUGUUGGCAUGCAUGCAUAAAAGGCCCCUGCCGGCAGCCCUUACCCUCCUUCCCAACACUGACGACGUUGGCAAGAGAGGAGGGCCGGCGUCGGCGUGCCUAGCUCGAUCUUGAACCAUAGCUAGCCAGCAUGGCGCCCAGCAGCAGCAUAGCAGUACUGCUGCUCCUCGUCGUCGCCGUCGUCCUCUCCAACGUCCCCUCCUCGGGCGCCCUGGCCUCCUCGUCGUCGUCUCUGCUGCACCAGUCGUCUCCGUCUGAGAGUGAGACUGAGACCGACAGUAGCAGCGGAGAAUCUACUUCGUCGUCGUCGUCGGAAGAGGCCGGCGAGAAGGAGAAGGAGAAGGAGCAGGAGAUGGAGAAGGCGGUCGCGGCGGAGAAGGCUGCCCAGCAGGAGCUGCUCAAGUACGCCAAGGAGAAGGGCAUCGUGUCACCGACCAACGGCACGGGGUGGUACAAGGGCAUCGCCCGGGAGUUCGUGGACGCCCACAACGAGCUCCGCGCGCGCUACGGCGUGCCGCCCAUGAAGUGGGACAGGAAGCUGGCGCGGCAGGCGCGGCGCUGGUCCAACCGCAUGCGCAAGGACUGCGAGCUCGUCCACAGCGGCCACAAGUACGGCGAGAGCCUGUUCAGGAGCCACGACGACUGGAACGCCACCGCCAAGGAGGCCGUCUUCUGGUGGGGCAAGGAGGAGUCCAUCUACGACAGGGACACGGAGCAGUGCACAGGCGGCAGGGCGUACAAGGAGUGCGGCCACUUCGCGCUCAUGGUCGGCAAGAGGAGCACCAAGGUGGGAUGCGCACGAGCAGAGUGCUUCAAGGGAGGCGUCUUCAUCACAUGCAACUACUAUGCCACGGACCUCAAGAAGAAGAACAAGAAGAAGAAGAAGAGCACCACCAACUGAACUCAUGAUUUCCAGCUAGCUUCUUCCAGUUUUGAGCCAAGCAUGGAUCUUGUACAAUUAAUUGAUCUCAGUAUACCUUCAAAAUUAUCAUCACUACAAUAUAUAAUUCGCCCAAGCAUAGAUAUAUAAUAAUCAAUCAGUUCAUCCAUA
Zea mays is the source of this 1177-nucleotide messenger RNA. RefSeq names its product secreted protein RBT4. The transcript has a single exon. The record is from RefSeq and is a predicted model, not a curated record. Bases 257 to 1027 code for a protein of 256 amino acids. Lineage: Eukaryota; Viridiplantae; Streptophyta; Magnoliopsida; Poales; Poaceae.